Molecule: messenger RNA, 7083 nt
Organism: Meriones unguiculatus (Mongolian gerbil)
Lineage: Eukaryota; Metazoa; Chordata; Mammalia; Rodentia; Muridae
Gene: Micall1
Product: MICAL like 1
Exons: 16
Coding region: 247-2781 (844 amino acids)
Molecular function (GO): protein binding
Source: RefSeq, a predicted model, not a curated record
GGCAGGCCGGCCGGGCGGGGUCGGGAGGCGAGUCCGCAGCCCUCGCCGCGCCGGAGCCCAGCGAGUUCGCCGAGGCCCCGCCCCGGCCGCCGGUGGUGGCGCCCCGAGCUCCGAGCCGCCGCGCCGCAGACACAGCCGGAAACCGGCCCCGCCGCAGCCCGAGCGCCCGCCCGGUGCCACCUGACCCCGAACCGGAGCCGCGCGAGCCGGAGCCCGAGCCCGAGCCCCGCCGGAGCCCGGCCCGCCAUGGCGGGGCCGCGGGGCGCGCUCCUGGCCUGGUGCCGCCGCCAGUGCGAGGGCUACCGCGGCGUGGACAUCCGCGACCUGAGCAGCUCCUUCCGGGACGGCCUGGCUUUCUGCGCCAUCCUACACCGGCACCGGCCCGACCUGCUUGACUUCCAAUCCCUCUCCAAGGAAAAUGUCUUCGAGAAUAACCGUUUGGCCUUUGAAGUGGCUGAAAAGGAACUGGGGAUCCCUGCUCUCCUGGACCCCAAUGACAUGGUGUCCAUGACUGUCCCUGACUGUCUCAGCAUCAUGACUUAUGUGUCCCAGUACUACAACCACUUCACCAGUUCUGGCCAAGCUGCUGUCUCACCAUCCACUCCAGGAAAGGACCCAGCGUCCCCCUCCCCUACAUCCACAUCACCUGCUGUGCAGCCAGGAGAGGAGGCCCAGGGCGAUGAGCUCUCCGCAGGCAGCCUGUCCGAGCAGGGCAAACAGCAGCCCCCCAGCAGCGCAUGCGCAGCCUGUGGGCAGCGGGUGCACCUCGUGCAGCGGUUCUUGGCAGAGGGCAGGCUCUACCACCGGCACUGCUUCCGAUGCCGGCAGUGUUCCAGCACGCUGCUCCCGGGCUCUUACAGUAACGGGCCCGAGGAAGGCACCUUUGUGUGUGCGGAACGCUGCACCAGGCGGGGCGCAGGCACUCGGCCCCUCUCACAGCGAAAGCAGCAGCAGGUGACAGAAAAAGCCGAGGACGGAGAAGAGCAUGACCUGAGUGUGGCCGAGGUGGUGGCAGAGGCGGAUGGGCUCCAGGCCAGCUCCGAGGUACAGCCCCACACCCUGGCCAAGCCGCCUCUUCCCAGCAAGCCCCAGGCCAGUCCCCCUGUUGGCCGACCCACACCUGCCCCCCGGAAGGUUCCUGAGAGCUCAGCCUUGACACCCCCGACACCGCGGCCUCGGUCCAGCCUGCAGCAGGACGGCUUGGUGGAGCAGAGUGUCAGCGGCGGCCUUGUGAACGGAAGACUACAGGAAGCCCCUGUUCCCAAGCCAAGAGGGACACCCAAGCUGUCUGAGAGGAUGCCAGCAUCAAGGAAGGACCCCCCAUGGAUCACGCUGGUGCAGACAGAGCCAAAGAAGAAGCCAGCCCCACUGCCCCCCAGCAGCAGUCCUGGGCCACUGAGUCAGGCCGCCAGGCAGGUAGAGAACGGAGGCCUAGAGGAGAGGACCCAGAAGAGCCCAGUAGCUGGGCCAGAGGCCAAGCCCUACAAUCCUUUCGAGGAGGAAGAGGAGGAAGAGGAGUCAGUCCCGGCAGUACCAGGCCCUGCCCUGGCCCCACCAGAGUCCACACCCAAGUCCCUGCACCCCUGGUACGGCAUUACCCCCACCAGCAGCCCCAAGACAAAGAAGCGCCCCGCCCCAAGGGCACCCAAUGCUUCUCCGCUUGCUCUCCACGCCUCCCGCCUGUCCCACUCAGAGCCUUCUUCCGCCACGCCAUCACCAGCCCUAAGUGUGGAGAGUCUGGCAUCCGAGAGCUCCAGCCGCACGGCCAGCGUGCAGCCCCUGGAGCCACCCGCUGUUCCCAAGAGCUCCUCAGACCCUGCUGUACAUGCGCCUGGUACCCCUGGCACGUCUGGGAACUCCGUCACCCCCUCAGCCAACUCUUCCCCAGCGUCGUCUGGGGAUCUGGGACAGCCUAAUAGUGAACAAGUGCCACAGGCCAGGACCAGGGGCAGCCCAGGGUCCCAGGCCACCAAGCCCUUCAGCGGUGCUGCUCCUACCCCGUUCUUGAUGGCUGCAGACCGGAGUCCUGCGCCUUCCGUGGGGAGCUCAUCCCCGCAGCUGCAGACCAAGUCUUCCUGUAAGGAGAAUCCUUUCAACCGGAAGCCAUCUCCCUCGGCAUCACCAACCGUCAGGAAGGCCACCAAAGGAGCCAAGCCUGUGAGGCCACCUGCCCCUGGACACGGCUUUCCACUCAUCAAACGCAAGGUCCAGGCUGACCAGUACAUUCCUGAGGAAGACAUCUACGGCGAGAUGGACACUAUUGAGCGCCAGCUGGAUGCCCUGGAACACCGUGGGGUUCUGUUGGAGGAGAAGCUGCGAGGUGGAUCAAAUGAGGGCAGCGAGGACGACAUGCUGGUGGACUGGUUCAAGCUCAUCCAUGAGAAGCAUCUGCUAGUGCGGCGAGAGUCGGAGCUCAUCUAUGUCUUCAAGCAGCAGAACCUGGAGAAGCGCCAGGCUGACGUGGAGUACGAGCUCCGGUGUCUUCUCAACAAGCCGGAAAAGGACUGGACAGAGGAGGAUCGGGCCAGAGAGAAGGUGCUGAUGCAAGAACUUAUGACCCUCAUCGAGCAGCGCGAUGCCAUUGUCAACUGCCUGGACGAGGACCGGCAGAGGGAAGAAGAGGAAGACAAGAUGUUGGAAGCUAUGAUCAGGAAGAAAGACUUCCAAAGAGAGGCUGAGUCUGAGGGUAAGAAGAAGGGCAAGUUCAAGACCAUGAAGGUGCUGAAGCUGCUGGGAAACAAGCGUGAAACCAAGAGCAAGGCUUCUGGGGACAAGAGCUGACAGCAGAGGAAGCCGACUUCCUUUCCUCUCCUGGAACCUUGAGGCCAGAGCAGCACUCUGCUGCCCUCGGACCUGACAAGGGGGACGAUGACCGUGGGAGGGAGUCUCUGGGUGAGCUUUGCCCCUUGGUGGUCUCCAGCUGGUCUGGGUUAAAGUUUUUUUCCCUCUUCCCUGUGUCCCAGACAGCUGUGACUUAGCCCUGCCCACUUGGAUUCCGAUCCAGAUGCUGUGAUGUGCCCAGGGGCAAGCAGGGAUGCAGAGGCAGUGGCUCUCCUUGUUCCUCUGAACCAGGCCAGAUGGGGCCUUCGCUGUCAGGCCUGCCCACAGCAGGCCCUGGCCUAAGGCUUGUGCAUCUUGCCACAGCUCAGCAGCAAGACUGCUGCCUAGUUUCUUCCUUGCCAGCCCUGACCCCUAGUCCCUGCCUUCCUAGCACAGGUGCCCUUGAAACUCAUGUCCCCUCACUCAGGAGUUCUGUUUUUGACGUCUCAAGUCUGGCCCCUCACUGAGUGCUAUGUGUGGCAGAAGGGGAUGGUCUGACAGCAAGUCCUGCUUCCUCAGCCUCCCAGGUUGUAGGAAUCUCUUAUCUCAUCUCCCUUGCUCUGUGGGAAGCUCACGCUGGGACCUGGUGGCUGUGCUGGGGUCAGAUCAUCUUCAGAGGGUGUGCUUUGGGUAGGCGUUGUGCUCUGACCUCUGAUUCAGGCUUUCUGCCCACCCCAUGCCUGGGGGAUGGAUCCAUUCCUUUUUGUGGUCUGUGCAGUCUGUGUUUUCUGUUGUCUGUUUCCUCCAGGGACUGCUAGCACUCACCACUGAGUGGCUGUGCUAGAAGAGUGAUGGGAUACCCUUUUUCCCUGGGGGAUGUGCCAGGCAGCUUAUGGUCUAAGCACUGUUCUUGCUCUUGGGGACGUCAGCGCCCUUCCCUCUGUGCAUCCUGGGAAGGAACACACUUCUGCAGCCUUGGGCACAGCCACCUCUCUGCCCUCUUGCUGUCUGGGCUGCCCAGUCACUUGGGAUCUUGACCACUGCCCACCAUUGGGCAGGAUUCCCUUCCUGUUUGGGGGAUGGUGCUUGCUAAAUCCCAUGUAGGCCCUACGAGUCUCUCCAAAUGCACUGGAGCCAGGGCCACCACCUCAGAGGUCUUUCAGAGGGGCCUUGUGACCCAGCUGUAACCCAAGAGAGGGCUCCAUCAGGCUGUCUCAGGGUCAAGGGAAGGUCCAUGGCUCAAUGGAACAGAUGUGUCAGAGUCACCUGUGUCCUGUGAACGCGGGCCAAGGGUUGCCAGAUCUUGCCCAUUUUUUCAGAAGAAACCCAGAAUCCAGUUCUCAUACAGGCAUAAUUUGUAAAUGCUGACAUCAAAUUUGAGUUUGUUGCAGUGGGCUACCCUUGUCCUAGGUUUUCCAUUGUGCUAGGCCUGUGAGGUGGAGGGCAUGUUCCUACUGACUGGACCCUUAUCUACUGGCUGCUUCAUAGUAGACACGUUUAUUUUGUGACAAGAACACAGGUCAUAUGUUCUAUUGGCAUUAUGGAACUUACAGGAGGGGCAGGAAAUAUCUUCAUUUGUGGGGACAGGGAAAGGACACAGUACUGGUGAAGGUCAGGCUGGUCAUUGUCAGCAGCAUGGAGGAAGGACACUGAGGUGCCGUCAGUCAGCUGGGGAGCAGGGUUGCUUUCCUUCACCUCCAGGCUGGAGCCUCAGAGGCACUGGAAUGGAACUGUGGCACUUGCCAGGCCCCUUUCAGUGUGGAUCUCUCCAUUUAUAUUUCUUCCCGUAGUCUCUGUUUGGAGAGAGCCAGGAAGGUGACCUUUUGCCCUGAGUGGGCUAAGCCACAGUAGGAGGAUAAGCUUGAGUUUUCACGUCACUGUCCUGAAGGUUAGCACGUGCCACAGGCUGCUCAGGGACCUUGUUUCCCCUUUCCUCUGGAAAUAUGCAAACAGUAGGCAGAACCCAUCUGUGCCGAACAGGUUUUUGUUCUGAACAAGCAAGCAUUAGCCCUGGGGAAACAAGGUGGCACAAGUCAUGACUGAGUUAAAUGUGUUUAUUGGCUAGUUAAUCACUGUGUUUAAACAUUUGCCCAAGGCUACAAAAGAAGGCAAAGACAUAGAUCCUAAGAUAUAGGAAGAAAAGAAUCAUGUUCACUCUUAGGUUCAGAAAGGCAAAGAUGAGAGCACCUGGAGGCCGGCUAUGGUGGGAGGAGAGACAGCGAGAGAAACCCUCAGGUGCAUAUUCAAGGUGGUGGGCCUGGGGCUUUCUUCUAGAGAAGGCUUCAACACUGUGGCUGGGAGGUAGCUGGGAGGCACCACUGAGGCCUCCGCAUCCCUGGGCAGUGUCUAGGGACACUGUGUUGUGUCCCAGGGCAGUGCCAUGUCAUGGUCUGGCAUGGCCCCUGUGGGUGGGCAGGACUGGGGAUGACACUGCUUGGCAGAGUGAAGGGCUCUGGUGGUUAGGCUGGGUGGUCAGUCAUGCUGGGCAGGCCAGCCCUUGCCUUGGGUUAAGUGGUGGUGGUGGUCGAGAGGGCCUUCCUAAGCUCCUCACUCCUCUUGCGGUCAAUGUCUUCCAUUUCCCGUCGUUUCUGCAAAGAGCCACCAGGAAGAGCCACUGUCAUGGCAGGAUACCGUGCUGGGAGCUUGACGCCUGAGAUCAAAACUGUCCUAGUGCUGGUGGGGGCCCCUCCCACUUCACUACUCUUUUCCACUUGGGCCGGCUCCUACCUGGGAGAUUUCAGCCAGGACAAUUCCUCGGUAUUGCUUGCCCCUUCCCAGAGACUCCAUGGCAGUCAAGAAUUCUUUUCUGUCCUGGAUUUCCUUCACCACUGCACAGAGGGGAAGGAUCGUCAGUGCACAGGGCAGUGGGAGCAUACAGGAGCCCAGGCAGUGCAUGGUGUCUGAGAGAGAACAGUGGGGGAGGGGUUUGUAUCAAGUCAUCCUGCUCUCUUGUUAGGCCCCCCCCCAGGCUCACAUUCUUCAAACUGGUCCAGCUGCUAUCAGUUCUACACACACAAACACACACGCACACUCACACACACACCACUGGCUCACAUUCUUCAAACCGGUCCAUCUCAGAAGCUGGGGCCUCUGGCUGUACCACUUUGGGAGCCUUUUUCCGUUCCUCUUUGUCCUUCCCAGUGGCAAAGAUAUUUUGGAGUCUUCGUUUCUCCUUCUCCAGAUCUCCUGUGGGGCCCCAGAAACGGCCUUGCUAAGGUGCAGAGCAGGCUGUGCACACUGCAGGGGUCUGAGCUGUGAGGAGGGGGCCUGUGCAGACCCAGCACUUGCUCCAGCUGGACCUGAGCAGAACUCGUCAGGCUAGCAGUUGAAAGAACCAGGGAAGAGCACCAGUGCAGAGCUAAUAGCGAACCUCUGUGGUGGCCUGUGUGUAGGGAACUGUGGGGGUGCAAGGGUUAGAGGCCAGGAGGAGGGCCUCCCAGAUGUGGGCUCAAGUGCAGAGGAGAUGGACUCGAGGGAGCAGGAGGAUGAGCAGCUGACAGCCACAUGUCCCUCUGGGGUUGGGAAAACUGAAUUAAUAUGAAAAAGGUUUGUAGAGGGCUUCCUGAUGGCUUUCCUCUGCAACCUGCCUGGCUUGUUACCGGCUUACUUGAAUGCUGCUGUCUGUCCCAGGUGGCUAUGACAGCAGAGCCCCAAGCCCGCUACUUACUGGUAGCCUGAGGCUUGAACUGCUCACGGGUGUAUGCCCCAUUGGCUUGACACAUGCUGGCAGGCCGGAGGUGAGAGUGGGUAGCCAGGAUGGGAGGCAGGUAGAUAGUUGCGGCCGGCUUCCUGGAAGGAGAGCCACUCUGGCUGGAUGUCGGGUUGCACUGCAGGGGCAGAGGGCUUCCUCCUGGGAACAGGAAGGGUCAAGGGGACCGCUGGCUGUCUUUUCAAGAAAGGGUGGCUGCCAGUUAGAAGUCAAGCAGUGAGGACAGUCUGCGUGCCCACCCCCUCAGCCUGCUCCUUUGCAAGCUACGGUAACAAGGAGGUGGCCCUCCUUGUUCUUGAUGCUUUGAAAACACAUCCAAGGAUGUUUCUUUGGUAUGUACACAUACGGUUCUUAAACACUGGAUCAUAUCAUAUGGUCAGUAACAGACCCUUCCCACUCACCGAUUUAUCAUGGCCAACUUUCAUGGAGACACAUUUGUAUGUAACUUAUUUUUUAUAGCUGUGCACUAGUUGUUAGAAUGGUUACAUUAUUUAUUCAGCUAGUCUAGUUCUGGACAUUCAGGUUGUCUCUGGGCUUCUUGUUUUUUGGUUUUUUGUUGUUGGUUGGAUUUUUACUACUUUCGACAAUGCUGCAAUAAACACUUAUACACUGAG